AUGCCGCCUUCUCAGCUAAAACAGCUGAAAGCGUCGCUUCGUGACAGCGGGGUUGUCGGUCCCCAGCAAUCUAAAAAACAAAAACGCCAAAAUGCGAAAACUGGUGUAACGGCGCAAAACCGGAACCAGCGCAAUGCCGCCUUGCAGGCAAUUCGAGAUCGGUUCAACCCUUUUGAGAUCAAAGUCGGCACCGGUCGAGGAAAGUUCGAUGUGACUACUCGGGAUGGUAACUCGGCUAGUGCAGUGCGAGAACGUCCAGGUGUUACGAAGUCACUCGGCGAAGAAAGACGUCGUGCGACCCUUUUGAAGGAGAUGAACACUCGAAACAAAGUCGGUGGUCUGGUCGAUCGACGAUUCGGUGAAAAUGACCCGAGUAUGACACCCGAAGAGCGAGCCGCCGAGCGAUUUGCGAGAGAAAGCCAGAAAAAGAUGCGUAAAGAGUCAAUGUUCAACCUUGAGGAGGAUGAAGAUGAGUUUCAGCUUACUCAUAUGGGUCAAUCUUUGUCAUUCGAUGAGGCGACCCGUGACGACUUCGAGAUGGGUGAUUUGAAGGACGACGAAGAAGACGACGAAGAGUUGUCCCGAAAACGCAAACGAUUCAUUGAAGGGGAGGGCGAGGAUGAGGAUUUUGUCGACAACCCUGAGGGAGAAGGUCUUCAUGAGCGGAAGAAGUCCAAGGCGGAGGUCAUGAAGGAGGUGAUUGCUAAAUCGAAAUUCUACAAGCAAGAACGACAACAGGCCAAGGAGGAUGAUGACGAUCUACGUGAUCAAUUAGACAAGGAACUCCCCGACCUUUUCGAAGCUUUGCGAGGCAUGAAGGCACCUGCGAAGCCGGAGCCCCCGAAGCAAGAUCUAGACACCAUGAACCCGGAACGUGCAGCUAUGCUCCAGGGCCCAGAAAAGACAGAGGCCGAGAAGGAGUAUGAUCAACGACUCAAGCAAUUGACCUUCGAUAAGCGAUCCCAGCCUACAGACCGAACAAAGACGGAAGAGGAGAAGGUCGAGGAGGAAGCUGAGAGAUUGAAGAAAUUGGAAGAAAAUCGUCUUAAGCGAAUGCGCGGUGAACACGUUAGCGACGACGAGGCGGAAGAAUCUGAUAAGGAUUCUUUCUUCCAAGAUGAUGAAGAGUCCGACGUGGACGACGCCGCGGCUUUCGGACUUCCCACCAUAUCGUAUGAGCCAAGGCCAGAGAUGGGUGUAGAAGACGAAGAUGACUUCCUCAUUGAGGAUGACCUGGUCGAGACAAGGUCCAAUGCGAGCUUGUCUAUGGGUGAGAGUGAUAUGGAAGAGGAGGAGCUUUCAGAUGACGAGGCUGAAGAGUCAGAACAAGAAGACGAGCUCAUCAACGGAAUGUCAUUACCAGCCGCCAGUGCCACAUCAACAGCGGUCGCAGCCAGCCAAUCUGCCGAUGGAAAAUUGGCGUUCACCUAUCCUUGUCCUGACAGCCACGAGGAAUUCCUUGAUUUGAUUGAGAAUGUGCCUACCCAGGACGUUUCGACAGUCAUUCAGCGUAUUCGUGCUCUGCACCAUCCCCGUCUUCAUCCCGACAACAAGGCCAAAUUGGGUCGAUUUUCCGAAAUCCUGAUUGAGCAUGUCUCGUAUAUGGCGAGCGAAACCGAGAACCCGUCCUUCGCUUUGGUGGAAAACAUUCUGCGACAUGUUCACUCUCUGGCCAAGACUCAUCCCCUUAACGUGGCCACCGCUUUCCGUGCUCAGUUGCGUGAGAUCUCGAAAGAGCGUCCCUUGAACCUGCACGCCGGUGAUCUGGCUAUCCUGACAGGCAUUUCUACCGUUUUCCCCACAUCGGAUCAUUUCCACGCUGUUGCCACGCCUGCUCAUCUGUGCCUGGCUCGGUUCCUGGGUCAAUGCUCAGCUACUACUCUGUCUGACUUUGCAACUGGUGCUUUUGCCACGACUCUUUGUCUACAGUAUCAAAAUGUCGCGAAGAGAUACAUGCCUGAGCUGGUCAACUAUGUUCUGAAUGGUCUGAGCAACCUGGCCCCAACAGAGCCUACCAUCAAGGUUGGAUCCUUCCCGUACCGAAAGACCCAGGAGUCUGUCCGCCUGGCCGCAUCUAAGAAGGUCACUCCUCGCAAACUCCACUUCCGUGAUAUCACAGCUUCUGCCUCAGAGUCCGAGGCCGAUGAGGAUCUGAAGAUCUCACUCGUACUCACAUUUGUCUCUCUAAUUGAUACCGCCUCGGACCUAUGGGCUGAGAAGGCCGCUUUUACCGAGAUCUUUACGCCUGCUCAGGACAUCUUGAAGGAUCUGAAGCAAGCAUUCAAGAGCAAAGCUUACAUCGCGGCCCGGGAUCCCGUUCAAUCAACACUGGACAAGCUCGCUUCCCAUAUGGAACAAUCUCGCCUUACCCGCCGCCCACUUCUCCUUCACAACCACCGUCCUCUGGCCAUCAAAUCUGCCAUCCCCAAGUUCGAGGAGAACUUCAACCCAGACAAGCACUACGACCCCGACCGCGAGCGUGCAGAGUCCAACCGUCUCAAGGCGGAGAUCAAGCGCGAGCGCAAGGGUGCUAUGCGGGAGCUUCGCAAGGAUGCCAGCUUCGUGGCUCGCGAGAAAUUACGCGAGAAGAAGGAGCGCGAUGCCGAGUACGAGAAGAAGUACAAGCGUCUUGUUGCAGAAAUUCAAAACGAGGAGGGUCGUGCUGCGAACGAGUACGAAAGGGAGAAGCGAGGCCGCCAGGGCAAGCGCUGA
Penicillium malachiteum is the source of this 2712-nucleotide messenger RNA. Its product is annotated as snoRNA-binding rRNA-processing protein NOP14. The transcript is spliced from 2 exons. Gene Ontology annotation, biological process: maturation of SSU-rRNA. Gene Ontology annotation, cellular component: small-subunit processome; Noc4p-Nop14p complex; nucleolus. The record is from RefSeq and is a predicted model, not a curated record. Lineage: Eukaryota; Fungi; Ascomycota; Eurotiomycetes; Eurotiales; Aspergillaceae. The coding region runs from base 1 to 2712 and encodes 903 amino acids.